AUGGACAAACGAGCCCAGAUUUACUCGUCGCGUCCACAUUCCUACUUGGCCGAUGCAUUUGACGAAACAGAGAACAAUCAGACCAGCCUCGUAUACGGAGACAAAUGGCGUUUACAUCGACGUAUCACGCAUACCGUAGUUGGCAGCCAAGCCGUUCGGGGAUACCGAACAUUCCAGGCCAACGAGUCCAAAAUAUUGAUUCGUGAUAUCAUGGAGACCCAGCAGUUCGUCUCGGCUAUUGAGCGAUACGCAUGCUCAGUUGCCGCCAUUAUCGGAUGGGGCCGUCGGGUUCGAUCGAUGGAUGACGAUCUUGCCAAGCUUGCGUUAUCAUUCGUGCAGACAGGAGCUGGCCUUUCCGCACCGGCUCAAUACUUAGUCGAAGCCUAUCCAUGGAUGAGCAAGCUUCCUAAACGGAUCUACCCGUUCCCUUCCAUGAUUUGGGAUGAGGGGCAAAAAUUGCUGCAAUACUUCUAUGCCCUUACCGUCGAAGGGGCCAAACUUGAGCAGGAUAGCUUCUCCAAGCGUCUCAUUCAGGACCAAGAUAAGGACAACAACUUAUCUCCCAAAGAAAUCGCCAGUCUAACAGGUAAUUUGAUCGGAGGUGGCGUAGAUACCACGACGACCACUAUCAUCGUCUUCAUCUUUGCCAUGUGUGCCUUUCCGCGCGUUCAGCAGAAGGCGCAGGAGGAAAUUGAUAGCGUCCUGGCAGGCGAACCCCCCACUUGGGCAGACGAGGACUCUCUUCCAUACUGCAAGGCGCUUCUUACGGAAAUCUUCCGCUGGAGAGCCGCGAUUGCACUUGGAGGUCCCCCUCAUGCACCUGUUCACGACGAUUCCUACAAGGGCAUGUUUAUUCCCAGAGGUACUUCCAUCAUUGGAAACCUUUGGGCCAUCCAUCGCAAUCCACGAGACUAUCCUUACCCCGAUGAGCCAAAUCCUAGCAAAAAGGGCAUCUUCACGUUUGGUUGGGGUCGACGCCUUUGUAGUGGGCAACCCCUUGCUGAACAAGGCAUCUGGUUCACCAUCGUGGGAUUGCUUUGGUCAUUCAGAAUGCGAUCUACCGACGAACAUGGAAACUCGAAGGAGCUGGGUAUUUUUGCAUUUAACGAUAGCCCAGCCCCAAGGCCGUUGCCAUUCACGGUGGAGUUUAAGCCACGAACUAGUACUACCAAGGACAUCAUUCAAGCUGCUGCUUUGAAAGCCGAAGACGAGCUGCGCAAGUACGACGUCAGCAGUAAAGUAGCUAUAGAAAACUUCCAGUAA
This is a messenger RNA of Colletotrichum scovillei, 1263 nucleotides long. RefSeq lists its product as uncharacterized. The transcript is spliced from 4 exons. The record is from RefSeq and is a predicted model, not a curated record. Bases 1 to 1263 code for a protein of 420 amino acids. NCBI's taxonomy places the organism in Eukaryota, Fungi, Ascomycota, Sordariomycetes, Glomerellales, Glomerellaceae. Gene Ontology annotation, molecular function: iron ion binding; monooxygenase activity; oxidoreductase activity, acting on paired donors, with incorporation or reduction of molecular oxygen.